AAUCAUACAUAGGGAAAAAGGAUUAUAGUUCUGAUAUUGGAUCUUAAAAAAAGUAAUGAAAGUUUUUACCUAAAUCGCUGAUCAUCCAACUGAUUCCAGGAAGGGUGAAUCUUUACUGAGACAGAAAGAUAAGCAGUGCCCCUUCUUGUGAGCGGAGAGUUAAACUGCAGAGCCUUAUAACCUUGAAUUAGCAGGUCUGGCCUGGCCUGGAUGCUGCUUUUUCAUGCUAGUUUGGAUAUGAAAUAGUUACAGCCACAGUUUUAUUAUAACUCUCCUCCUCAGGGCCAUUGUUUCAUUUAUUAUGUUGGGGAUCUUCUGGAGUCUCACCUUUAAUUCUCCUUAUCUCUGUGUUGUCAGCAUGCUGUUACUUGGUUAGAUAGCCUUUGUAUAGUCUUUUUUUUUUAAAAAAAAGUAUAAUACCUGUAUCUUAAAAUUGCUUUCAUCGUCAUGUAUAUUGUGUUGCUGCUAGGUACUAAGUCUCCAAGUAAGGGGAAAAUGGGGAAUUUUGUUUUUAGCUAGAUAUAUAAAAAGAGUAUAUAGCUGCAGCUAUAUAUUUUUGCUGGUUUACAUAAAUAAUAAUAAUAACAAUUACGUUGAAGGGAAAAUAGUGUGAGUAGAAUUGCACUCUUAAAGGCUGAGGGCUUUGUUUUCCUUUCAGCUGUCUGAACUUGUUUGACUCUGGCAAUUCCCUUACAAUAAAGCCUGCAAAGCUGUUAUAGAAUAAAGACAUCAAAUGAACAUCACAUGUUUGGCAGAAAGAUUUUUAAAAAAUAAAGAUGUUUUACCCAUUGUUUAUAAAUAAUAUAUACCUACUGUUGAAAAAUGGAAAAUAGAGGAGAAUGAAAGAAAAAGCAUUCUUAAUCUCACUACUCAGACAUUCAGUUCUUUUUUUCUAGUUCCCUACGUUCGGUUUUUAAGAAUCACACCUGUUGUCAAAGCACAUAUACAAUUUUUUAUCCUGUUCUUUUUGUUUAACUUUAGGACAUAAGCAUUUUUCUAUGUUUCACAGACUUCAUGAAGAGAUGCUACUCAUUCUUUUAGUUACUGGGUGCUAAAUGCUUGUUCUUUAAGGUCUGGGUAUAUGGGAGUGAAAAAUAAUCUGGAUUAUAAUUAGGAACUGCAUGUCAUCCUGAAUUUUCAUCUGAAUCUGAAGCUAAAUCAUUUCCCAGGUAGUCCCUCAUUUCAAGUCAAAGCAGUAAUACUAGUUGAUUUUAUUAUGCAUUGAUGCUAACUUUGCAUGGAUCAGAAAAAUCAGAUCACUCUGCUUAGGAGUGCGUCAGUCAGCUAAAGUGCUGGUCUGGAUAGGGUCUGAAGAGGAGGGCAGAGCAGGCAUUGUGUGGCUGGUAUGCUUGGUUCCUGCACAGGGAGUGUUUACCAGAGAGUGGGGCAGGGUUCACGGCAAGGUAUCUCACAAGAGACUUAGUCACUCACAGUGCACGUGAUUAGGGCCUCGUCCUCACAGAGGACUGAACUAAUGAGAAUCUAAAGAUUGUAAAUGGCAUGGGGUUGAGAUACAGGAAGAAGAAUUUGAUUUACUUUAUCAGUCAGUGAUGUCCAACUGCCUCUCCUCAACGUCUUCCCAAAUCAAUCUUCAGAUGCUCAGGCAUAGAUGUGCACCACCUGUGCUUAAGUCCUGCUGCUCUGCAGCUGACAGCCUAUAUAAUUUGGACUAAUUCCUUAACCUUUCUGUGCUCCAUUCUCCUCAUCUGUUAAGAUAUUAGUGCUGCUGAUUUCCUGUGAUUACAUGAAACACUGUCAGAACAAUGCCUGGCAUGUAAAAUAAGCUCUUGAUAAGUCUAGCUAGUUAUUAUCUACCUUGUAUGACUGAGUUUGUAUAUACUGCCAAAGUUCCUGAGUGCUGAACUUGUCAGAUAAGUUUAGAUGUUUAGAUGGCAUUAGUGCAGGUAUGUUAUUUUCUGAUUGCACACUGACCUGGUAUUGUGAAGAUGGGCCACUGCUUAGGUAUUAGGAGCUAUUCAUGAUCAUAUUUCUGAAAACAGCCAAAUAUUGACAGACUUGGUCUUAAGUCUGGAUCUGUCUCCAAAACCUUUUCCCCUAAAGCACACUGUUUCAGUAAAGUGUUCUCAUCCCCUUACCUUAUCCACUUGCUCUAGCCUAGUGUGAGGGCCUUUUUUUUUUAAGCUUAUAUUGAACUAUGACAGAAAAGUAUACAUAUUUUGCUUGCUGUGUGUUCACAGCACCAGCACCCAGAUCAAGAAACAGUAGUUUCCCAGCACCCAGUAAUAUUUUUGUAUCUCCUUCUGGGGGUCAUUUUGAAAACUACUGCUAGAAAGGCUUGUGAUCAGUUGCUCAUAGGUGUGAAAAAGGCACUAUGGGAGAGGGAAUUUUACACCCUAAGACAAGGAUCAGCUGUGGCUGCGGCUGUGGAUCACGAGCCCUGCCACUCCCUCCCCUCCGUUUAUUCUUCCUUUUUUUUCUCAUUAAGGUAAUGUGAAUAGGCAGAUAGAAUUUCUUUAUAGAAAGAUUUGUUAGAUGAGAAUAAUUGGGCUGGACUUUUUAGGGAACUAUGUUAGGAACUUCCUUUUACUCUCAGCAAACCUACCUUUCUCAGUUGUGGCUUUUGAUGUUUCCUUACACACAGUGAUCACAGUUUUGUUUUUCCUUGUUUGUUUCUUUAAUUGCCUGAACAGUGUGAAGUCAAAGGAAUACAGAAAUUAAUAAAUACUUACCUUGAAACUUCCCUGACUUUAAUUCUUCCAACUCUAAAUCAGACCUGGGAAUUGAUUUUUCCUCAGAUGCCAAAUCUUUUUGAUUGGAGGAGGGUCACUGGGAUGCUGCAUUGGAAGGGUUUGGAAAGGAGUCUAGGCACAACAGGAAGCUAUUCUCGUUGCUGAGAGGUUUUUCCCAUGGGCAAAAGAGAUUGGACUGGUGUCUUGAGCACCAGGUAUUUGCCUUGUAUGAUCUAAGUGAUACAUAGGCUGUUUCUUGACUCGUACUUAUCAGCACUCUUCUCUAGAAUGACUCUCAAUACCUGGGCUGUGAGAUUGGAAAUAGAACAACUACAGCUUAAAAAGUUGAAAUAUUAGUUUCCCUUACAUAUGUCAUGUGGAUUCAUAAUACUUCCAUACUUCUCUGAUCCCCCUUCCAACAUCUGACAAAGUUCAUCUGUACUGUGGGAGUAUCUGUAGUGGCAUCAGUACUUCCAGUCAACAUAUUGAGCCACAGGUGGAGUGUGGGGUCCAGUCAGUGAUAGCAGAUACUUUUCUAAAUGUACAAACAUGGCUGAACUGUGUGAAGGAAAUAGAGACCCUGAGUAGGGUUUUAAACAGGGUCAGUGGUACAUUUUAAUAUGUAUAUUAUUUAAUAUCUAAGAGUAGAGUAUCCAUUAUGAUAAUGAGUAAUAGUGUCAGUAUGACUCCAUUUUGGAAAAGAGAAGAUGGAGAAAGGAGAUUGGAUUGCGUAGAGAACAGAAUUUUGGCCACCGAAGGUCUAAAGAUACCUUUCUUCUAGCUACUCUAUGAGCUUCACCAAUAUCUCAGAAGAAUGGUUGUGAUAUUAUUAUUUGUUUUUCCAUUGACUGAAGAAAUUUUAAAACUUCCAUUUAAAUAUAAGGAAAUUUGUGGAGCCAUAUAGAGGCACCCCUUUUAAGUACAUGGUUGUGGUUUGAUAUCCAUCUCUAUUACAUUUUAUCAGAUUUUGAACUGUGGAAUUAAGGGUCACUAGGGGAGGAAGAGAGGAAAUUUCAUUUUCACUUUUAAAAAGUCUUUAAGUUCUUUCUGUUAAGAUUCCACAUGAGUCACACUGACACAAGAUGUUAAAGCUUCUAAAGAAACUUUUGCUGUAGUCAGAGAGAAAGAUUGAGUGUGUGUAUUUGAGAACAAGCACAUCCAUCAGGCUGUUAAGCACACUGCUUAGUGCAGGUAGAUUCAUAUCCUGGUUUUAAUGUAAAUAUUUAAUGUUAUUAAAUCAACAAAAGUUAACUUACAUGAGUAAGACCUAUAUGAAGUACAAAGAUGAAUGUCAAGACCCAGUUUUUAUACUCAAAGUUUAACUUAUGAUCUAGUUAGAAUCAGAAGGGAUGUGCACUACUCUCUGCAAAGCAAUUAUGUAUUAAAUGUUAAAAGUAUGGUUUAAAAAUAUUUUAGAAAUUCAAGGGAGAAAAAAAUCUUCCAGCCCAGAAAGUCUUCUUGGGAAAGAUGGAAUGUUUACCAAGGAAGUGGUUCUCAACUGUAUGGUUCACAGGCCAGCUGCAAGAGCCUUGUGGGAGCUUGUUAGAAAUGUAAAUUCUCAGAGUCCACCCCAGAACUGCUGAAUCAGAAACCCUGGGACAAGGCCCAGCAGUUUGUGUUCAUAAGCCUGCUGGUGUUUGAGUGCUGUGCUACCAAGGAAAUGGUGGCUAAAAGGUGUGCUGACUGAAUUUAGGGAGAAACAAGGACUGGGACCUGGUAAGUGUUUAGUUAAAGAUGGCUGGCUGAAUGAAGGAAUCACACAGAAAUGGUUUAGAGUUUCCUAUGCCAUUCGCUUUAGUUUUUGUUGAAGAGAAUUCUUUCCCAAUGCAGUUUGAUUUUAAUUUUAUCCAAAUGUCUUUUGUAACCAUGUUGCCAUUUUCAUCUCACAUUAUUCUGAUCCUUUAAAAUAUUUGCAUCAUCUGAAUAGGGGAUAAAAUUUGCAUUUUUUGUAACAGUAUUUACAGCCUUUGGAAAAUGUAAAAUAUCAGAAUGAUUGAACAGCUUUGUGGCCAUCUACUAGGUAAAUGUAUGCACAGAAUACAUGUUUUAAAAGAGGGUUUUAUGUCCUUUCAUCAUGUCCUAGAUAAAUGUCUUUUAGAGAUCAAAGUUUUAAAAGUGAAAUUCAUUUUUUUUAUACAUAAAAUAUAGAAUGUGUUCCCCUGGCAUUGCCUCUACAUAUUUUACAAACUUAAGUUAUUUUGGCAUUUUAAAGCACCCACCCUAUCAACAUUGAACUAUACUUCCAUUUCUCCUAUGGUUUUAGAGGCACUGAGCCCCAGGUGGACUGGAGACGUUGACUGGGGGCCUCCUUGGGCUGCGGGUUGGGUUGGCGUGAUGAUGGUGGAAGGACGCUUGACCACAGUCUGUGCUCAUCAGGCCACCCUGGGCCUGAAAUGGAAAAAUCAUAGGGCCUCCGUGAGUAAUCUUCUGAUUCUCUGUUAAAAAGAUAAAGUGAUUUUUUUAAAGACAGUUCUAAGGAGAAAAGGAACCCAAAUUAAACUGUGGUCAUGCAGUUAAGCUUUAAAACUCAAAAAUGUGCUCACUGUCCUGGAAAAAUAAAUUCAUUUUCUGCUGCUCUGGUUUUAUUUUGGCACUGUCCACUUAGCAUGUGCCACAGAGAGAAAUCUCGUUGUCGUUGUAGGUGUGUUGUGAUCUUCACUUCUCAGGAGGGUGUAUUUAAGAUCUUUUCUGGUUUGUUAUAAAGGAACGUUAGGGUCACAUUAUAAUAAAGACUUCAGGUAAUUAAGGUCCCUGCUGUGGUGUCAUUAGAUUUUUCUCACACUUGUAGAGUGAAGUAUCUGGCUGCCAUGUGUAAAGAUACAUUUAGAACCUCCUGAACUAAAGACCCAGCCAAGGUUUGUCAGACUUCAGGGACCUGCUAAUGUUUUCUUCAGCCAAAUUCAAGGCUGAGGAAAAGGAAAAGGAAUUGGGACAAUCCCUUAUAGUUUUUUUGUAUCAAGAUUUGACCUGUGUUUUAGGAUCUUAUGAUUUUUAUUGUUUCUAAAAGAAAAAUUAUUUUUUUCCAUGAAUUCACAAUACUGUGGAAAAAUCAUAUUUUUUCUGUGGCAUUAUUCUCAUUUUACAGAUGUGUGUUCAUGUCAGAAGCCAGAAUUGAACUGCUUUUGUCCUUGGGUUCUGGUAGUUUAGGGUUUUCUUGGCUUUAAUAUGCUCAGUAAUCAAGUAUUCAGUGCAAGGGUUUUGAGAGAUUUUGGCUUCUCGUUUAUUGUUUUCUUACUAUUAUGUAUGUAUUAGUAUUAAAUAUAUAUAUAUAUAUAUAUAUUUUGUAUUAAAGCAAGGAUGUGUCCCUACUCUUCCUCCCUGGCAUGACCUCCUAUGCACUAAGCCCUACAUUUGUCUGUUGUAACCAUAUCUCUCACUUGCUAUAGGUAGAAUUUUGCAAAGUUGCAGAGUAAAGACUUGUCAGCUGACACUUGCUCACAUGAAAGCCAUUAAGAGGGUGAUGUGGCCAAUGUCACAACAACCUUGCAGCUGAAGGCAAGUUGCUGCAUUUACCCAGAGCCAUAUGAAUAGGUCUUGUGACCGAUUAAUUGACUACUGCGUAAACUCCAACAGGGGAGCACAGAUGGAGUGAGUCAGUCCAAGCUGCUCAACCUGUUGAGUGUUUUGUCUUUUGCCAACCAGAGUACAAGCUUAGGAACAAAAGUAGGAAGUGAGAUUUGGACUUGUCUGUUUAUAAUGGGUUUGCUGAGAGCAUGUUCUAUAACGUGAUGGAUGCAUCUGACUUCCUAAAUCUUUGGCAGGCUUAAUUUACGUAACACAUGAAUGUUCCCUUUUUUCUUUUUCUUUUCUUUUCUUUUUUUUUUUUUAACUUUUAAAAGAGGAAAUUAGUAGGCUGCUGCCAAGUAGCUUGUCUCACCUACUGUAUCAGCAGUGCAGGGAUCAUUUAGGACGGCUGGCCAUUGUGGAAUAUCCCUCAAACAACCAAGGAUCUUCAGCGCUUGUGUCCAAGUCCAUGCUGAUAGUCGGGAUAAACCAGAAGAAGGUCAAACGGCUCGGGAUGUGCGGCGGCACAGCGAACACCCCAAACCGGCCAGGGGGCUGGCAGAAUUCAGCCAGAUGUGUGAGUGAUGCCGUUUCUGGAGCUGGGAGGACUUACAAGACACUGUUAUGCACAAAGAUUCGAAAAUGUGCCAGGGUAGGAAGGGGCACAGAUCACACGGAACUGGACAACAGUUGGUCAUGUUCAGAGUUUGACCUGAAUGAGAUUCGCCUGAUAGUUUACCAGGACUGUGAAAGGAGGGGCAGACAAGUCCUGUUUGAUUCUAAAGCUGUUCACAAGAUUGAAGAGGUGGCAGCUCAGGAAAUGGAGGAUGUCCCUAUUAAGACGCCAGCCAAGUGCUGUCAUGGCAGCAGCAGCGGGAGCAGCUUCUCUUCCCACAGUUCUGGAGGGUCUUCACAACAUGCAAAGGAGCAGCUUCCAAAGUACCAGUACACAAGACCAGCUUCUGAUGUCAACAUGCUGGGGGAAAUGAUGUUCGGCUCUGUCGCCAUGAGUUACCAAGGCUCCACCUUGAAGAUACACUACAUACGUUCUCCUCCACAACUGAUGAUUAGUAAAGUCUUCUCUGCCAGAAUGGGCAGCUUCUGUGGGAGUACAAACAACUUGCAGGACAGCUUUGAAUACAUCAACCAGGAUCCUAAUUUGGGAAAACUGAACACAAAUCAGAAUAAUUUGGGUCCUUGUCGUACCGGAAGUAACCUAGGCCUGCUGCAAGCGUGCAGCAGCAGACUGCUGCCGGGGGUGGCUGACGGAGGACCUCUCCGGCUCACCCGGAGUGCUUCUUUCUUCGCAGCACAUAGUACUCCAGUUGACAUGCCAAGCAGAGGACAGAAUGAAGAUAGGGACAGUGGCAUUGCUCGAUCAGCCUCACUAAGCAGCCUUUUGAUUACACCCUUCCCAUCGCCAAGCUCCUCUACAUCCUCUUCCAGCAGUUACCAGCGCCGCUGGCUUCGAAGUCAGACAACAAGUUUGGAAAAUGGCAUCAUUCCGAGGAGGUCAACUGAUGAGACAUUCAGUUUAGUUGAAGAAACCUGUAGUUCUAAUCCAGCCAUAGUUCGGAGGAAGAAAAUCGCCAUAAGCAUCAUCUUUUCCCUGUGUGAGCUAGAAGAAGCACAAAGGAAUUUCCAGGACUUCUUCUUUUCUCAUUUCCCCCUGUUUGAAUCUCACUUGAACAGGCUGAAGAGUGCAAUUGAAAAGGCUAUGAUCUCCUGUAGGAAGAUAGCAGAGUCUAGUCUCCGUGUGCAGUUUUAUGUCAGCCGUCUGAUGGAAGCUCUGGGAGAAUUCAGAGGGACUAUUUGGAACUUAUAUUCUGUUCCCAGGAUAGCUGAACCCAUAUGGCUUACUAUGAUGUCCAGUACUUUGGAAAAAACUCAGCUCUGCCAGCGCUUUCUCAAGGAGUUUACAUUUCUGAUAGAACAGAUCAACAAAAACCAGUUUUUUGCUGCCUUACUGACUGCAGUGUUAACCUACCACCUGGCCUGGGUACCGACUGUCAUGCCUGUUGAUCACCCUCCCAUUAAAGCCUUCUCAGAGAAACGCACCUCUCAGUCAGUGAACACGCUGGCCAAAACACAUCCAUAUAAUCCUCUCUGGGCACAGCUGGGCGAUCUUUAUGGAGCCAUUGGCUCUCCAGUGCGUCUGACUCGCACCAUAGUGGUGGGGAAGCAGAAGGAUUUGGUCCAGCGCAUCCUUUAUGUUCUGACCUACUUUCUCCGUUGCUCUGAGCUGCAAGAGAACCAGCUGACCUGGAGUGGGAAUCACGGUGAAGGUGAACAAGUGUUAAAUGGGAGCAACAUCACGACAGCCUUGGAGAGGGGAGAGGUGGAGGAGUCUGAGUAUGUGGUAGUCACCGUGAGAAGUGAGCCUGCCCUCCUUCCCGCUGUCCUGCCACCAGCUCUGGCUGAGGGAUGGAGCUCUGGACCUGAGAGGCCGGCUGCGGCCCCUGAGGGCACUGACAUUAGAGGCCUGUGGUCCAAACCUAACAAAGAAGGGAACCAGAGGCUAGAUCAGAAUUCUGAAGCCUGCAGUAUGAGGGUCCAGGAGCCAGCGACGGACAGCUCCUGGGAACCUCAGGGUGCUUUUUGCGGGGAUGAAAAAAGUAAAAAUGAGGCCCCACAAGGCAGCCCUUCAACACUCUCCAGGUAUGAAGGUUUGGGGGCAGGACUGAAGGUCAGCCAGCGGACUGUCGGUGAGGAGUUGAUGGGGGCGAUGCCUAAGAAGCCCCUGGAGCGGUCCGCGGCGUGGCCCUGCCCUGACAGACAUCCCCGGGAGAGGCCUCCCUUACAAAAGGUCACUUUCCAAAUUGGAAGCUCCGUAUCUCCAGAGUCUGACUUUGAGAGCCGCACCAACACGAUGGAGGAGCGGCUCACAGCCUGUAGACAGUAUCCAGAGCCAGCAAGUUGCCCCUCGGCCGCCAGCAGGGAGGCCGCUGCCCCGGCUCGGGACCAGCGGGUUUCCGGGCGCCCCCUCCCACCUGGCCCCCGCAGGAAUGUCCGCGGUCCUCAGAGUCAGUCUCCUGAUGGGGGUGCGGGUGCAUUUGGGAAGGGUUUCCCUGGGGACAGAGGCAGCAGGACAGAGGCUGCAGCGGGUGCUGCCGGGCAGCUCGGCCGGUGUGCGGAGCCGCGUGCGCCUCGCGGCGGUGUGGCGGGACCGGGGGUGAGCGGGCCGGAGAGGGCGGCAGAUCUGCGUCUGAAGGCGGCGGAAGGCGCUCCCACAGAGCCGGUGCCCGGCGGCCGGGCACAGCAGGCUUCUGGCCUCUCUGCUGCCGCCGGGGGGGCCGCCGCCGGGAAGGCCGACUUCAGGGCUGCAGGAGACCUUCCCAGAAACGAAAGCUCGGACAGCGCCCUUGGAGACAGUGACGACGAAGCAUGUGCUUCUGCCGCGCGGAACCUCGGGCCCAGCGGUGACGGCACAGAAGGAGCCUUGGAGGUGGAGCUCCCUCUGCCCAGGUCUCAGAGCAUCAGCAACCUGAAUGUAAGAAACUUUGGCCGCUCACUUCUGGCAGGUUACUGCCCCACAUACAUGCCUGAUCUGGUGCUUCAUGGGACCAGCAAUGAUGAGAAGCUGAAGCAGUGCCUGGUGGCUGAUCUGGUCCACACGGUUCAUCACCCAGUGCUUGAUGAGCCAAUAGCUGAAGCCGUCUGUAUCAUCGCAGACACAGAUAAGUGGACUGUCCAGGUAGCCACAAGUCAGAGGAAAAUGGUGGACAACAUGAAACUGGGCCAGGAUGUCUUGGUCUCUAGUCAGGUGUCCAGUUUACUUCAAUCCUUGUUACAGCUUUACAAGCUUCACCUCCCUGCUGAUUUUUGCAUCAUGCAUCUUGAAGAUCGACUACAGGAGAUGUACCUUAAAAGUAAGAUGCUGUCUGAAUAUCUUCGUGGACACACACGAGUUCAUGUGAAAGAAUUAGGUGUCGUGCUGGGGAUCGAAUCGAACGACCUGCCUCUCCUGACCGCUGUUGCCAGUACUCAUUCGCCGUAUGUCGCUCAAAUACUCUUGUAAGCCAACACUCAGGACGGUUCUUCCUCGGAAGAAGAAAAAUCGGAUUCUCAACUGAAGGAGAAAGGACUGUGCUCUCUAGGACGUCAGAAGCAUAAGAACAGCAAACAAACAAGAAGCAGGCAUUCCACCUCUCUGGUUUGUUUUUUUGCUUUCAAGUGGAUGCUUCAUUGGAAGGCUUAGGUUUGCUUGACAUAAUGGCCUUUGUGUUUUUCAUGAACACUUUAGGCCUUUUGUUACCCAUGAAUCAACAGAGAGAGUGACCUUUUUGAUAGGAGGAAGCAUAAGCACUACACUGAACACUAAGCUGUUGGCACAGAUGCCGCGUGUGCUCAGCAGCAUACGGACAAGGGACUCUGCAGCCGGGAAGAAACGGUGUACAGACCAUUCCAGGAAGAAAAUGUUUCAGAGUUGAAGCAUGAGCUCUCCAAACUGCAGAAAACCUGUUUUGCUAUUCCAGGAAGACUGUCAGAACAAGGACUGUGGAUUUCCAGGUCAGAGUUUGCUUUUUACAAGAAGUGAAAUAAAUAGUCACAUUGUGCCAUCUUCAGCUCCGGUGGCUGUAGGAGCUCCUUCUGACAUAGGAGAGAGGAUUGCCUGUUGGGGAGAGAGUACUUUAGGGACCCAGUGUUUUCACAUCUUCUCAGAGUUUACCUUGUUUCAGAUGCAGCCGCAGGUAGGUUAGAGAUGGAUCAUUGGUGCAAUAAACCCAAGAAUCAAUGUAGCAUCUUAUCUUACAAAGAUGUAGUUUGUAGUAGCAAAGUGCACCGUCUGAGAACCGUAUGUUUUAUCCUUGUACUUCAGAGCUUUCAGCAGCAGCCUCUGUAAGAGAGGCCAUUUACCAAAGUUAUUUCUAUAAGCUCAAGAGUGUUUUUGUUGCUGAAUUCUUCUAGCCGAAGCCACUUUCUUCCUAUAAAAAGUCAAUACAAAUGACUAUUUAUACUUUAAAAGGCACAGCUGUCCUGGUGGGAAAUGAAACCUGCAACAGUUCAGGAUGACCAGUGAAAGUAAUUAGUUUGAACAUUUACAAAUAAUCCAUAUAUGAUCUAAAUUUUUACAUUAUCAUCUCUGUGCCUUCUGAUCCUUAUGACCUUUCCAGAACACCUUUCCAUAAAUGAAUUUACGCAUCAUAAAACCUUCCAAAAUGAGGAAUUGUUUAUCUGCAUAGUUCACUUUGAAAAAAACCUUGAUUUUCUAUUAAUAUAAAAGAAACUUUGCUUAGUUUACAAACCAUGAACUAUAACCAUGUCAGAUUAUGUACUGGCAUCCAGGGAAAAGGAAAAGAUUUUUUAAAAAUUGAUAGUUAAAAGACAGGAGCUAAUCUAGUAAAGCAAAACACUGCUAGCACCUUUCAGAUCUUGAGUACAGCUAGUGAUAACUAGGUUCUGAUUUCCUUUCACUGUUAUGAAUUAAUUCCAGUCCUUUCCAUGUAUCCUUUGUACCUAAGAAUAUGAAGUAGCUUCUGUUACAAGGAUUGGGAUGACUAUAAGAUUUUUGUAUUUGAUAAAAUCCUGAUUUUAAACACCAAAUUAUGUUAGUUUGUCGGUAUUUUAAAAAUGCAAGGUCAUUAUUUGAAAGAGUAUAGCUGCAGUACCAAUGGAGAAAAACUGGUGUAUUAUUUCUUAGGAAUAGAUCAGAACGGCUACCCUUCCCCUCUCUCUCUCUCUGUGAUGUGAAAUGCAGAUGGGUAUGUUAGGACUCUCAAGAUUUGUAAUUUUUAUUUUAUGUCUUUCAUAAAAUUGAAGUUUUCUAUUCUUAUAUUUUUCUAUUUUGUCUAACAUCUGAGUUGGCUGUUUAAAUUCUCUAGUUCCAUGAUGUCAUUGCUGGUUGUCCUCACACACAGAGAAUGAACCUCACCUACGGCUCUGCUCAUUCAUUUGUUUUCUACUACAUGUGAAUAAAUUGUAAUAGCUGAUGCUACAUUGUUUCCAUCUGUACUGGUUUAGAGCAUUCCCCUCACCUCUAGUUCCCUUUUCCUUGUUUACCAGUUUGGGGCACUUUCCCUAGCUUCCCUUACUUCCCACCAUAAAGUACCUAGAUACAAAAUCUCCAUUCUAAUGUGUACACACUGUUGAAAAUUAGACCUGUAGAGGGGGAAAUCGAGCUUUAAAUGCCUGAUUCUAAACUCCAUACAAAAAAGAUUUAGCCUAGCUCCCCAGAGCCUGAGAAACAUAAUUUGCCUCUUGAUCUACUAUUUCAAAACUCUCUCUUGGAAAAUGUCUGUUGGAAAACUAUAGGUGGGUCAUGUGUGGGGGUUGUCUCAGUGACACUCAGGAUUCCAAUCAGAACCUAACCCUCACAUCUACUGCCUAUGAAAACAGACCAAGAAUGUUGCUGCCCUUUCAUAAUCCUCCUUUAAAUAACAUUCAAGUUUUAUCUGAAAUUCAGCUCUUCCCAAAAGUGGAAAAGAAAAAAAAAUCUCAUGGAAUUGUGUUGCGAUACACCCACUCACACACCGUACACACCUAGUGGCUUCAUUCUGUCUUAGCCCAAGAGGAAGGAAAGGGGUCCCACCCUCUCCCAGGCCCACCUCAAAAAAAAUAUAUAUAUAUAUAUAUAUAUAUAUAUAAAAUUUUUAAAAAUAGAGAAAACUACCUCAGUUGACAGGAUUCCACCUUUAGGGUUUCUUCAACUUUGAAGUCUUAACCUGUUGAGUGUCGCUUUUGUAGCAUCUUGCUUUUCUAAGCAAGCUAGUGAGGCAUGUCAGAGCGGAGGUGUGUAGUGUUAUUGUGAUGGACCUCUUUCUAGCAUGUUGCAGUUUUAUUUUCAAUAGCUUGAUGAGUGAUAUGAAUGUAAAGAUAAUUGUGUACAUUUAAACAUGACAAUGAAAAUUUUAAAUGUAGCUUCCAUAACUGUGCAUAAUUCCAAAGUAUUUUAUUUUUAUCAGUGUUAAAUAGCUUUUUGUACAGGCUUCAAUCCAUUUUUCUGAAGUGUGCUGUUUUUUAAUGAAAGUAACUAUAAUCUUUUCACAUCCCAUGGAACUGCUGUUUACACAUCACAACUUUUUAAACUUACCAUGUUUUUCAAAAUUAACUUUUUUGGAGGGAGGAAAAUUCCCGCUUGCUAAAUGAUACUAAACUGUUCAUGAGGUUCUUAUAAUUAGGUCCUAAGAUUUUAUAAAAAUCUUGUCUGUAGCUUUUUAGGUUCUUCACUAGAGUUGCUUAUACAUAAAAAUAAAGAAUAUAAAGUGACCCCAAAAUUAUUUUAAAUGUUUGGAUUUUUCCACUAAUAUGUACUUUUGAAAAUAUUUUGUUCCUGCAUACUUUCACCAUUAAAUUGAAAAAGUCUUCAACUUCUCAUGAUAAAUGUGAACAUUUGUUUUUUAUUGUGCUUGGGGGAGGGUAUAUUUUAAUAUAUUUGCCUAAAUCAAACAGCGCCCUUUGAAUGUUAAUUUUUAAAUAUCAAAAUUUGGUGAACCAUGUAUCUUGGAAGCAAGAUUACAAUAUGCUUAAAUAUAAGUGGUGUUUAAAAAAGGAGAAAACUCUGGGAUUUGUUAAUUGAAGCUCCUCCAUUAAGACCAAUUGAUAGGACUCUAUAUUUUUGAUCAGUUAAAUAGAUAUCAAUGCCAAUGUAUGGAAAAUUUUUCUUAAAACUUGUUCAUGUAUUAUUUUGAUCCAUUUUUCUGUGGCAUUUGGUGCAAUAAACCUUUCAAAUUCAUCUUGAA
Manis pentadactyla (Chinese pangolin) is the source of this 13873-nucleotide messenger RNA. It is a transcript of the gene FNIP2, whose product is annotated as folliculin interacting protein 2. Gene Ontology annotation, molecular function: ATPase inhibitor activity; protein-folding chaperone binding. Gene Ontology annotation, cellular component: cytoplasm. The record is from RefSeq and is a predicted model, not a curated record. Bases 6664 to 10212 code for a protein of 1182 amino acids. Lineage: Eukaryota; Metazoa; Chordata; Mammalia; Pholidota; Manidae. The transcript is spliced from 18 exons.